UUUCACUAUAAUUUAACUUUAUUAUCAUUGAUUGAAGGAACAGUUAGAAAUAGGAUCGAAUUGAUGCUCAGUUACUUGUUUUACUGAAUAAGAAACCAGGGAAUAAAAAUUACAUAUUAAAUUACUAGAUAUUAAAUAUUCGCAAUACUCCAAAACAAAAUAAUAGAUUAUUAAGAAUUUGAUUCGAUUUUUUUAUUGCAUUUUGUAAUCAUAGAGGAAUAAUAGACAUAAAAACAAGAAUAAUAUAACAAUGUUUCAAUCUAUCAAAUUUGGUAUAAAAUCUAGCACUAGAUCUUUUUCAACCACAGCAGCAAAAGAAGCUAGUUCACCAAUUUACAAAAAUCUCCUUACUGGAGCUGUCGGUGUUACUGGAUUGACAUCUGCUUAUUUAUUAUGGGCAGAUUCACAUAGUGCUGAAGCCAUGACAGCUGCUGAACAUGGUUUACAUCCUCCAGCCUUUGGAUGGUCUCACAAUGGUAUGUUUGACACUUUUGACCAUGCUGCAAUUCGUCGUGGUUUUCAAGUUUAUCGUGAAGUUUGCGCUGCUUGUCACGGAUUGGAUAGAAUUGCUUGGAGAACAUUAAUAGGUGUUUCUCAUACCAAUAGUGAAAUUAAAGAAAUUGUUGAAGAACUAGAAUAUGAUGAUGAACCUGAUGACCAAGGUAAACCAAGAAAGAGAGUCGGUAAAUUGGCUGAUUACAUUCAAAACCCUUAUGAUAAUGAGCAAGCUGCCAGAGCUGCCAACCAAGGUGCUUUACCGCCAGAUUUAUCAUUAAUCAUCAAAGCUAGACAUGGUGGAUGUGAUUACAUUUUCUCAUUGUUAACCGGAUAUCCAGAAGAACCACCAGCAGGUGUUGUAUUACCACCAGGAUCCAAUUACAAUCCAUACUUUCCAGGUGGAGCUAUUGCUAUGGGCAGAGUUUUGUUUGAUGACUUGGUUGAAUACGAUGAUGGUACUCCAGCUACCACUUCCCAAAUGGCAAAAGAUGUUUCGAUUUUCUUAAACUGGGCAUCUGAACCUGAACACGAUGAACGUAAAAAAGUUGGAUUAAAAGUCUUGGUGGUCACUUCAGCUCUUUACUUGCUCUCUAUUUGGGUAAAGAAAUUCAAGUUUGUUGGUCUUAAAAACAGAAAGAUUAUUUUUAAUCCUCCAAAAAAUUAAAUUAAAUUAAAUUAAACCAAUUUAAAUUACAUUGAAAUACAAUACGAAAUAAACGAAAAUGAAAA
Messenger RNA from Ascoidea rubescens DSM 1968, 1227 nucleotides. RefSeq names its product ubiquinol--cytochrome-c reductase catalytic subunit CYT1 (gene CYT1). The record is from RefSeq and is a predicted model, not a curated record. The coding region runs from base 251 to 1162 and encodes 303 amino acids. The transcript has 2 exons. Gene Ontology annotation, biological process: mitochondrial electron transport, ubiquinol to cytochrome c. Lineage: Eukaryota; Fungi; Ascomycota; Saccharomycetes; Ascoideales; Ascoideaceae. Gene Ontology annotation, molecular function: electron transfer activity; heme binding.